Messenger RNA from Toxotes jaculatrix (banded archerfish), 3467 nucleotides. Its product is annotated as WD repeat-containing protein 48. NCBI's taxonomy places the organism in Eukaryota, Metazoa, Chordata, Actinopteri, Toxotidae. The record is from RefSeq and is a predicted model, not a curated record. Bases 10 to 2043 code for a protein of 677 amino acids. The transcript has 18 exons. Gene Ontology annotation, biological process: double-strand break repair via homologous recombination; protein deubiquitination. Gene Ontology annotation, molecular function: ubiquitin binding.
ACAUGCAAGAUGGCCACGCAUCACAGGCAAAAUGCUGCUGGGCGGAGAAAAGUCCAGGUGUCCUAUGUCAUUAGAGAUGAGGUGGAGAAGUAUAAUCGAAAUGGGGUGAAUGCACUACAGCUAGACCCUGCGCUGAACCGGCUGUUCACUGCUGGGAGGGACUCUAUCAUUCGGAUAUGGAGUGUCUACCAGCACAAGCAGGACCCGUACAUUGCCUCGAUGGAGCAUCAUACAGACUGGGUUAAUGACAUAGUUCUCUGUUGCAAUGGAAAAACAUUGAUAUCUGCCUCAUCAGAUACAACAGUCAAAGUAUGGAAUGCACAUAAAGGCUUCUGUAUGUCAACGUUACGAACACACAAAGACUAUGUCAAAGCUUUGGCUUACGCAAAGGACAAGGAGCUUGUGGCGUCAGCGGGUUUGGACCGGCAGAUCUUUCUUUGGGAUGUGAACACACUAACAGCACUCACUGCUUCCAACAACACUGUUACCACCUCUUCACUAAGUGGAAACAAGGACUCCAUCUACAGUCUGGCUAUGAACCAGAUGGGCACAGUCAUUGUAUCUGGAUCAACAGAAAAGGUUCUGAGAGUGUGGGAUCCUCGAACAUGUGCAAAACUCAUGAAGCUAAAAGGUCACACAGACAACGUCAAGUCUUUGCUGUUGAAUCGAGAUGGCACUCAGUGCCUGUCGGGCAGUUCAGACGGGACCAUCCGUCUGUGGUCGCUCGGCCAGCAGAGGUGUAUUGCCACCUACCGGGUGCACGAUGAAGGGGUGUGGGCCCUGCAGGUCAAUGAGGCCUUCACACACGUCUAUUCUGGGGGCAGGGACAAAAAGAUCUACUGCACUGACCUGCGUAACCCAGACAUCCGUGUGCUCAUCUGUGAGGAAAAGGCCCCGGUGCUCAAAAUGGAACUGGACAGAUCUGCUGACCCACCUCCAGCAAUCUGGGUCUCCACCACCAAGUCAUCCGUUAAUAAAUGGUCUCUAAAGGGAAUGCACAACUUCCGAUCAUCAGGGGAGUAUGACAACGACUGCAGUACCCCUCUGACACCACUGUGUACUCAGCCAGAGCAAGUCAUCAAAGGAGGUGCCAGUAUUAUCCAGUGCCACAUUCUGAAUGACAAGAGACACAUACUCACCAAAGAUACCAACAACAAUGUGGCUUUCUGGGAUGUCCUAAAGGCUUGCAAGGGUGAAGACUUGGGGAAGGUGGAGUUUGAUGAAGAGAUUAAAAAGCGUUUCAAGAUGGUCUAUGUGCCAAACUGGUUCUCUGUUGAUCUGAAGACUGGGAUGCUCACGAUCACACUGGAUGAGAGCGACUGCUUCGCUGCCUGGGUGUCAGCAAAGGACGCAGGGUUUUCGAGCUCUGAUGGAUCCGACCCAAAGCUAAACCUGGGUGGACUGCUGCUGCAGGCUCUGCUGGAGUUCUGGCCCAGAACUCGCAUCAACCCCAUGGACGAGGAAGAGAACGAGGUGAACCAUGUGAACGGAGAGCAGGAGAACAGGGUCCAGAAAGGAAAUGGAUAUUUCCAGGUGCCACCACACACGCCAGUCAUCUUUGGGGAAGCAGGAGGCAGAACUCUGUUUAGGUUGCUAUGUAGAGAUUCAGGUGGAGAGACUGAAUCCAUGCUGCUGAAUGAGACAGUCCCACAGUGGGUUAUUGAUAUAACUGUAGAUAAAAAUAUGCCCAAGUUCAACAAAAUCCCGUUCUACCUCCAGCCCCAUUCUUCCUCUGGUGCAAAAACCCUAAAGAAGGACCGUCUCUCAGCCAGCGACAUGCUCCAAGUGAGGAAGGUGAUGGAACACGUAUACGAGAAGAUCAUCAACCUGGACAACGAGUCGCAGACCACCAGCUCCACGGCCAACGAUAAGCCCGGGGAGCAGGAGAAGGAAGAGGACAUGGCCAUGCUAGCUGAGGAGAAGAUUGAGCUAAUGUGUCAAGACCAGGUUCUGGAUCCCAACAUGGACCUGCGAACAGUUAAACAUUUUAUCUGGAAGAGCGGAGGGGACUUGACGCUUCACUAUAGGCAGAAGUCCACGUGAAAGUCAUGAUUUUUAAAACAAGAACUCUUCGUCAUUUGCCAAUCACCACCCACCUCUGACAUGUAGUACCCUAAACCCCAUUGUGUGGUCAAGAGUCGCAGUAUCAAUGAGAAUCCAGUAAAAUUUGUGAGGACGUGGCUCAUGGUGUAUCAUAGGGAACUGACCAGAACAGGCCGGAGCAGCCAACAGACACCUGGGAGAUAAGUGGUCUGUAUUGUUUUGUUUCUUUUUUUUUUUUUUUUUUUCUUAAUACAGUUUGAAGAAUGGACUCUUAACAUUUUCUCCAGCACUACACUCAUUUCUUUUUCCCCCCCUUAUUUUUACACCUUUGACUGCUGUUUCUUUCUUUCCUCCUGACUGGCAUUUUGUUUUGAAGCGACCAUGUUUGUGUCUGAGUGUGUAUGCACAUGGAUGUAGUAGACUAUUCUAGUACAUUCCAAAAACUGUCCGUGUUCUACAAGCACUCCACACCUGUCUCAGCAGUAUCACCAGUUUAGGAGUACACUUUGGUCUCUGACUAGCAUCACAGUCCCCUCAAAGCAGUCCUCAUCUGUUCUGUUGUCAACGUUGUCCAUCUUAACUUGGAACUUAACCUUGGCUUAGACAUUUAAUCAUUGAACGGAAGAACUUGUCUUUGUCUUUUCUGUUUAGCUGUGCUGUUCUCAGUGGACUGAAUGUUCUGUUUUUUUGUAAAUAUGUGAACAACAUUUUUGAUUUUUUUUUUUUUUUUUUUUGCAGCAGUUAUUUUGUUGUUGUACAGUUUACUUAAAAACCAAGUUAUUUUUCCAAAACCCUAGAGCACAUUUGUGGUCUUGAAGGUAAUCUGACUUGGAUGUUUAAAAAAUUGCAUUUGAUGUGUUCACUACAACCCAGAAAUUGCAGUUUAUUCUUAAGAAUGUCAGUAGUCGUCCAAGUCAUCUAAGCGAUCGGGAAAUUAUAUAUAAGGUAUAUAUCUUUAACAAUAACUCAUGCUUACUUGCUCUGUGCUUGGCUCAUGAGCAGCGACUUUGCUGACAGUGAGGGCUGUUCCUAAUGUAUAUUUCGUUUAGACUCAAUAGGAGUUCAAUGAAACAUAAAUAUAACUUGAAGGGGAAUCUCAUCCAAGAGAAUAUAUGAACAUUCAACCACUGUGGGAAAUUCACCAAAGUGAAAUAAAGGCUAAUACUCAUUUCUCUCUUAGUGUGUCACCAAGCAGAACAACAGAUCCUUUCACUGUAAAUUUUCUGGAGUUAAUUUUGCCAUGAGGAGUGUGUAACGCUGUAGUGGGGGACGCAUCGAGUGAGCUCUAAUUGGCCAAAAAAAAAAAAAAAAAAAAAAAAAUAGGAUGGGUACCGUAAUUAGGCCAUAACACUGCAAUAUCCCUGUUGUAAUAAUUUGUGAAAUAUGUAUAUUUUAGGCAUUCAGAGAAAUAAAUUGGAAUGGUU